AUGGAUGGCCAGUUUGGGCUCCGCCCCGCCUGGCCUGGGCCCUCGGCGCCCGCUCCUCAGGCUGCGGCCUCGGCCCGUGUCCGGCCCGGAAGGCUCCGAACCGCGGGCCCGCGCUCCGUCGUCCCCGUCGGCCUGGCCCGGGAAGCCCUUGGCAGGCCCGGGAGGGCCGGCACCCCAGUCCAGGCAGGACUCCGGGAGGUCGAAGACCCCAGCCCAGGCAGGACUCCGGGAGGGCCGAGACCCCAGCCCAGGCAGGACCCCGGGAGGGCCGAGACCCCAGCCCAGGCAGGACUCCGGGAGGUCGAAGACCCCAGCCCAGGCAGGACCCAGGGAGGGCCAAGACCCCAGCCCAGGCAGGACCCAGGGAGGGCUGGGACAGCAGCCCAGGCAGGCCGCAGGGAGGGCAAGACCCCAGUCCAGGCAGGACGCAGGGCGGGCAAGACCCCAGUCCAGGCAGGACGCAGGGAGGGCAAGACCCCAGUCCAGGCAGGACGCAGGGAGGGCAAGACCCCAGCCCAGGCAGGACCCCGGGAGGGCGAGACCCCAGCCCAGGCCGGACCCCGGCAGGGCCAAGACCCCAGCCCAGGCAGGACCUCGGGAGGGCCAAGACCCCAGCCCAGGCAGGACCGCGGGAGGGCCAAGACCCCAGCCCAGGCAGGACCCAGAGAGGGCCAAGACCCCAGCCCAGGCAGGACCCAGGGAGGGCAAAGAACCCAGACCAGGCAGGACCCCGGGAGGGCGAAGACCCCAGACCAGGCAGGACCCCGGGAGGGCCAGGACCUCAGCCCAGGCAGGACCCCGGGAGGGCCAGGACCUCAGCCCAGGCAGGACCCUGGGAGGGUGAAGACCCCAGCCCAGGCAGGACCGCGGGAGGGCCGGGACCCCAGCCCAGGCAGGACCGCGGGAGGGCCGGGACCGCAGCCCAGGCAGGACCGCGGGAGGGCAGGGACCCCAGCCCAGGCAGGACCCUGGGAAGGUCGCGACCCCAGCCCAGGCAGGACCCUGGGAAGGUCGCGACCCCAGCCCAGGCAGGACCCUGGGAGGGCUGGGUCCUCAGACCAGGCAGGACCUGAAGAGAGUUGGGCUCUGGGAUUGCACAGGACCCCCAGAGUGCUAGGACACCAUGACACAUCAUCCAGGAGGGUCUGACCCUGGGGCAGGUCACUGAGAAGGGCUGGGACCCCAAGAUGGGUCACCAAGGAGGGUCGGACCUGGCCACCUGGCAGGGCCCAGGGAGGGCUAGGACCCUGGGAAGAAUCAUGGAGGAGGGCCAGACCUAGGCACCAGGCAGAAUCCAAAGAAUGCCAGGACCCCAGAAUAGAUCCCCCAGGAAGGUCCUGCCUUAAAGUGGGUCACAGACGAGGGCCAGGGCCCUAUGACCAUAAUUCAGGAGGACCUGACCCUGGAGCAGUCCUGUGAGUCCUGUGAGCACUGCUGGGACCCUGAGACUGCCCUGCCUCCCCCGGGACCCUGAGACCGCCCCACCUCCCCCAGGACCCUGAGACAGCCCCGUCUCCCCUGGGACCCUGAGACAGCCCUGUUUUCACCCGGGGCCCAGGACCCUGAGACAGCCCUGUUUCCCCCCGGGGGCUGGGACCCUGAGACAACCCUGUUUUCACCCGGGGGCCCAGGACCCUGAGACAGCCCUGUUUUCACCCGGGGGCCGGGACCCUGAGACAGCUCUGUUUUCACCCCGGGGGCUGGGACCCUGAGACAGCCCUGUUUUCACCCGGGGGCCGGGACCCUGAGACAGCCCUGUUUUCACCUGGGGGCCCGGGACCCUGAGACAGCCCUGUUUUCACCCGGGGCCCGGCACCCUGAGACUGGACAGUGAGAAGGGCUCAUGACAUGGACAGGCUCCUAAAUGACCAGGACCUCAAACGGGGUCACUUAGGGUCGGGACACUGGUGUGGACGGGGAAGAAGGCUAGGCUCUCAAAGAGGACCUGAUGAGAGCUGGAACUUCCAGACAGGUCCUCAGAGGGCUGGGACUCCUGAACAAGUCACUGAGGAGCAUGUAGGCCCCAAGACUAGACUGUAAGGAGUACUGGGACCCUCGGGGGGGAAUCCAGCAGUGUCCUGAAUCUGCCCAGUCCACUCAGCUGGAUGCACCUGCUGUGAAGGCCAGGCAUCUGGCAUCCUGGUACCCGAGGCCUUUCCAUGAGACCCUGGGCCAGCCCCACAGCCCCUGCACAUGAACCGCCUAGGUGAUACCUGGGGUAGCUAUGAGGCAGGGGCCUCAGGGUUCCAGGAGCUCCCAGCCCACAGGCUCCACACCUCAGGCUGGCACUGUGCCCUCCCCCUCAGCCCCUCGUCCAGGGCUGCUGUCCUGUCCUUGCCUUGGCCGUGGUCCGUGUCCAGCACCUUCAACCCCUCCUGCCCCUCUCCCCAUCUUCAAGGUCACAUGAGUGCCCCACUUCCUCAGUGUAGAGGCGUUUCCUGUGUCCGGGAGACUUGGAGGAGGGGUGGGGUCUGAGCUGGGAUGUGGACUCCUGGGCAUAUUUUGGGGACAGUUGGUCCAAGUCAGGAAAGUUGGAGCAGGCAAGGCUAUUUCCCACUCCCUCUCCAGUAAGGGAAGGAAUUAAAGGAUCCUGGUGGUGGUCUGGCUGGGGACAGGGGUUGGUUUAUUUCUCUGAAACCUUUGAAUCAGCCUUUCAUCAAAAACUUGUGGGUGUUUUCCUUUAAUUUGGAAGUGGUAAUGAAAAAGUGGGGUGCAUGAGGUAUUCAGAAGCGAGCGGUCUAUGCUGUCCUUUGACUAGGGAAGGGUUGUCUAGUGACAUCUUGUCAGGGGUGUUUCCAGAGGGUGGUCAUCCCAGGAACCCUGCUCCCAGAGGGUGCCGUGUGGCUGCUUGGUGUGCCGCACAUUUCCCAAAAGAGUGAAUGAUGCAUGAACGAAUGAAAGGCAAGAGUGAAUGAUGCAUGAACAAAUGAAUGAAAGGCAAGAGUGAAUGAUGCAUGAACAAAUGAAAGGCAAGAGUGAAUGAUGCAUGAACAAAUGAAUGAAAGGCAAGAGUGAAUGAUGCAUGAACAAAUGAAUGAAAGGCAAGAGUGAAUGAUGCAUGAACAAAUGAAUGAAAGGCAAGAGUGAAUGAUGCAUGAACAAAUGAAUGAAAGGCAAGAGUGAAUGAUGCAUGAACAAAUGAAUGAAAGGCAAGAGUGAAUGAUGCAUGAACAAAUGAAUGAAAGGCAAGAGUGAAUGAUGCAUGAACAAAUGAAUGAAAGGCAAGAGUGAAUGAUGCAUGAACAAAUGAAUGAAAGGCAGGAGUGAAUGAUCCAUGAACAAAUGAAUGAAAGGUAAGAGUGAAUGAUCCAUGAACAAAUGAAUGAAAGGCAAGAGUGAAUGAUGCAUGAACAAAUGAAUGAAAGGCAGGGCCGCUCUUCAGAGACAUCCCCUCGGAUUAGGCGUGCGGGCUUGUCUGGAAGUUGGGCAGUACAAUGAGGUGUAACCCUAAAACUCUGAGCUAUCUAGACUCCCAAGAGAGACACUGAAUUAGAUGGUUUGGGAUUUCAUCUUUGCCACAGCUUCACUUCUUGGUUACUUAGGAGAAAACCAUGUUAGGUUUUCAGCUUAACAUUUCAGGGUACUCAGUGUCAGCCACAUUGUGUCCCUGCGUGGUCAGCCUGGACCUAGAAGCUUUUACUCGCCCAGUGUAACCGCCAGGGACCUUUUUACUCAACACUUCCUUCUGAUUUGCUCUUUUGACACAUCCUUUACUGUUUUUUAAACUUCAUUUGCUUUGUGAAAUUGUGGAAGAGGCUUGUGAAGCUGAGUGUUCAGGUUUGUUUGGCUCUGUACUGUCUGGUUCCGAGGUUUUUAGAGGUGUGUUUUAGAGGUGUUUUUAGGCCGUGCUGAGUGGUUGUAUUAUUUAUAUAUUGCUGUGUGGCAGAUUACCCCAGAACCCCUGCCUUAAACCAACAGUCCGAUGAUAUCUUACUGUUUCUGUGGGUUGGGAGACCAGGUGGGCUCUGGCUCAGGGACCUCCCAUCUGGGGUUGUGUCUCCUCUGAAGGCUGGACUGGGGAGGGUCCGCAGCCAGGCUGUGUCACGUGACUGUGGGCUGGAGACCUCAGUUCCUUUCUCUAUAGGGCAGCUCCGAGGGAGCCCAUGCCAAGCCAGAGAGGGACAGGAAGGACGUCCCAGUCUUUGUGGAGUGACAUUCUACCACUUUUGCCAAGAGUCAUUCGGCCCCUACACACUUGAGGGGAGGGGACUCCAAAACGGCGUCACAAUGUAGCAGGGACCCCAGGCGUCGUGCUCAGAAAAUGGAAAAAGAGCCAGGGCCGGAAGGAGGGUGCAGAAGCGAGUCCGCGUGCGGAGCCAGGAGGCAGCGUCGCGUGGGAGUGCUGGCCUGAAGCCUCCAUGCCCCGGCAGAGGGACGGACACGCGGACGUCUAGCGGAGAAGCCAAAGAUGUUGACCAGGAAGAUCAAGCUGUGGGACAUCAACGCCCACAUCACCUGCCGCCUGUGCAGCGGGUACCUCAUCGACGCCACCACGGUGACCGAGUGUCUGCACACCUGUACGUGCCCUGCCCGCGCCACCCAGGGAGGGUGCGCCCUUCCCAGCUCUGUGCUCUUCAGAACCUUGGCUUUUGUGUUACCACACGCUUUUAGCUCUAGCCCGAAAAAGCAGGACCCAGGAGCAGGGGCAGAGACGAUCUUGAAGAUAAGCCAGAAAAGUCAUUUCGCGCUGACGGUGCUGUGGGUGGUGUCAUGAUGGGGCCUCACUUAGGAGCGCGGAGCCCGGGAGAGGCCCCACAUUCCUCCCACCCAGCAGCCAGGCCAGCAGCCGCUGUGACAGCGCUCACUGCUGGCAGUUUCCACAUCUCCAGAGGAGCUCCUUAGAUCCUGCAGAGGGGAACCUGCCAGUGUGUUCUUCACACCUGAUGUGCGUCCUCACACCUGAUGAGUCUGUGCUUUGGUGUUAGAGGACUCACACCUGGGGCUGGACCUGAGUGUUUUUCUAAGUGUGGCUACCGCUGACGGGCAGGUGCCAUCCAUCAGGCUGAGGCUCGGCUCUUAUGCUAACCUGAGGCCCCAUGGCUGGCGGCCCUGCUGGUGUGGACGACCGCUGUGUGCGUCUCUUGAUGGCUGAGGAGCAUUUUGUUUAAACAGGAUGUUUAAAAUGAAGUGUACGCUUAUAAUACAAGUGAUGCUUGUGUAUUUCUCACUUUAGGAAAUAAAAUAUUUGCCAAUUUGAUAGAAUUUUGACUUGAACGUUAAUCGUAUUUUUAGAUAUUGGUUAGGAUAUUUUAUGUUAGGUUAUUUUCAUUUGAUUUUAUCUAGUUGUACGUAGAAGAUACUGUCAUCUUUUAGGACAAAGUAUUGUAAAAUUAUCUGUUUUAGCCCAUGUUCUGAUGACCCACAGCUCUCUCACCUUUGAGCAUCAUCUCCCCAUUCUAAGUUUUUUUCCCACUUAAUUCCUAACCCUGCCUCUUUGAGGAAGCCCAUUGACGGGGCAAUUAAAACCUUCUCAUUGCUCCCGAGACCAGAACGGCAAGAUGUUUCCUUUCAGAAGCUGAGAGCCACAAGGAGGACAGCAGUGAGCAUCUGUACAAAAAUGAGCUCAGAGACGCCCGUGUUCAGUGGAGCACGCCGAUGGGGUGGGCGCCCUGGCUCUAGACGCUCUCCUAACACACCUGUGCUUU
Molecule: messenger RNA, 5645 nt
Organism: Gorilla gorilla gorilla (western lowland gorilla)
Lineage: Eukaryota; Metazoa; Chordata; Mammalia; Primates; Hominidae
Product: skin secretory protein xP2
Exons: 5
Coding region: 1-1149 (382 amino acids)
Source: RefSeq, a predicted model, not a curated record